Dreissena polymorpha is the source of this 1419-nucleotide messenger RNA. Its product is annotated as carbohydrate sulfotransferase 4-like. The transcript is spliced from 3 exons. The record is from RefSeq and is a predicted model, not a curated record. Gene Ontology annotation, biological process: sulfur compound metabolic process; N-acetylglucosamine metabolic process. NCBI's taxonomy places the organism in Eukaryota, Metazoa, Mollusca, Bivalvia, Myida, Dreissenidae. Gene Ontology annotation, molecular function: N-acetylglucosamine 6-O-sulfotransferase activity. The coding region runs from base 257 to 1297 and encodes 346 amino acids.
CUCUUUUCCAGCUAUAUCUUGAAAAAUACUAGUAACUUAAAUAAGUCAACCUUCAUAUCGGAACAGUUUAAUUACCCAGUAAAAAAAAAUGAAGAAACUCAGACAGGAACACUAUAUAUUAUUACUUUAUCUUACAGGAGGCACAAUUAGACUGAUAAUGAUAGUAAUAGUGUACGUUAAUUGUACUUUGAAGUAAAUUAAUAAUGAUAUCAACUUCUUUUACAUUUUUUCAGAAAGCGUACCAAGAAGCGUGUCAAUGUCCGCCGAAACAUGUCUUAUGGCCAGAGUGAAGCAAGAUGAGUCCCGUGAUCGUCCUCCGACCGGUUCUCAGCGCAAACUUUUGCUAAGUAGCUACAUGAACAGUGGAUCGAGUUUUACCGGAAGUUUGUUUGGCCACAGAGAUGAUGCCUUCUACUUCUACGAGCCUCUCUGGACAUUUGGCGUUUUUAGUUACUUCAGAAGUCCAAACACAGAGUGCGACACUCUGGAGGAUCCAACAAAUUGCAGGAACUCUACGCGUGUUGCGGAUCUACUAGAGAUCUUGGACGAUAUUUAUCACUGCAAGUUCUCGUCGCUGGGUCAUAUCAUCGUACCGUCUGUCCACGGUCGCUCUUCGUUAUCUGGAACUAGCUGGUUGUCCUUCCACACGUGCAUGAAAAAUCGAGCGCCAAAGCAAGAGUGUCUUAAAAUCUUAGAAACAACUUGUCACAAUUCAGCGCACGUGGUCACCAAAGUUCUUCGCUUGACCACGUGGGAUCUGCGAUCUCUUCUUGAGAGGAACCAAAACCUUAAAGUUAUUCAUCAGUUUCGAAACCCGUUCGCUAUAAUCAACAGCCGGAGUGAGACCAAGGGAUACCCGGCGAAGAACUUCAGUUUAAAUGCGGACAUAUUAUGUAAUAAAAUGAAGGACGAUUUUCAAGGGGUUCGUACCUUAAAAGAUACAUUCCCUAAUAGAGUGAAAAUGAUUUUCUACGAGGACCUUAAAACAGACAUUGAAACUAAGGUUCGGAAACUGUUCGACUUUGUUGGUAUGCAUUUUGAUAGAAAUGCGCCUAAACAACUUAUCAAUGUAAAGAUCAACGAUGCCAAUUCAAACAUUACAGAUAUGAAUAAAAAUAGAAUAAAAGACAAUGCCCGUUGGUGGCGAUCGUACAUGUCUUUCCGGUUGUAUGAACAGGUGCUUGAGAAAUGUACGGAAGUUGUAAGACUGCUUAACAUAACGACUUUUAAAAAUAGAGCUGAAAUGUUUCAAACAAAUAUACCCGAUCUUAAGCUGUCCGAAGAAAUGUCUAUAUGACGAACGUGAAACAAACUAGGGGACUCAACCUAUUCUCAAAGUUUAAUGAACAUAAUAUGAAAACAUAUGGAAUACAGGAAUAUAAUUUUAUUUACAUUCUAAUGAAUAAACUAUGCCACUUU